Pocillopora meandrina is the source of this 15409-nucleotide messenger RNA. The record is from the annotation of a GenBank genome assembly. NCBI's taxonomy places the organism in Eukaryota, Metazoa, Cnidaria, Anthozoa, Scleractinia, Pocilloporidae.
AAAUCAAAAUGGCAGGUCACUUUUCAGGUAAGUCGAAGAGUUUCAGGUAACAACAGGGUUGUUGUGUGCAGUAUAACCCCUUGAACUCUAAAAUUACGGGCUCUUUUUGUAAACACCAUACUUUUGUUUGUCGAAAUAGAAGUUUUGCGAUGGUAUACAUUCAUUUGAUUUGUUUUGGAACACGUGUAACUUGUUUGCAACCGGGCCAUCAUGUGAGCCAUACAAGAAAAUUCUCGUAAAAAUUAUUGGAUUAUCAGUGAUCUAGACGUCUUCAUUCAUAGCCAUGAAUAAUUCAAUCCGCUCUAUAUUUAAGGCUUCACUUCGUGGAUGGAGAAAAGGGGUGACCUUUUGUCCGCCACAUUUUCAUAAAUUUCUGUUCCAACAUAAUGAGUAUAUAUCAUAUAUAUGCCAUUUAUUGCAAAAUUAAACAGACCGGUGUCCUAGAUUAUCUUUACUCGUUUGGGAUUGUUUUUUUUUUUUUUUUUUUUAUUAUUUUUCAAGCUGACACACAUUUCAUGUCGCAGUGUCAGCCUUAAAUGCCAAAAACUUUUAAAUAAGAAUGGGGGUGUUUCAUGCUUUCCAAUCGUUUUAAGCAAGGGUAUCUCAGUCAUAGCUUGCUGGAGUGUUUCCCCACCAUGUCAACAGGCAUCAUUUAUUUUCCUUUUUUUGUAGAGUUUGGCUUACUGCCUGAAAUUUGCAAGGCAGUUGAGGACAUGGAAUGGCUGUAAGUAUACAAUAAUCUCAUGAUUUUAUGAGAAUUUUGAACUUGAGAUAUUCUGCAAGUUUUCAUUUACAUCAUGGUUAACUUUGUACUGAUAUAAUAAAACUUUUCUUUACUGUCUAGUCUUCCAACAGAUGUACAGGCUGAAGCCAUUCCUCUCAUUCUUGGAGGUGGAGAUGUUCUGAUGGUGAGAAGAACAACGCUUAACUAUAUUGUUAGAUUUUUGUGUGUGUGAUUUACUGAUUUUAACCAACCUGUUCGAAAUACUUGACAAAAAUUCAUAUCCAGGGGUGUAGACUUCUCUAUUUCUUGCAGAGUAAUUAUUAGCUCCAUAUCAAACUGGUCUUGAAUUUCUAAGGCUGUUGCUGUUUUUAUUUAUUUAAAUUGCUCAAUGUAUUGUUCAAUGUGGACCUCUAUAUACACUUUGCUUUCUUUGCAGGCAGCAGAAACUGGACGUGGAAAAACUGGAGUAUGAGUUCACUUUUUCUAAUAAAGCUUUUUAGAUAUUCAUCAGAAAAUGCUUGGUAUAAAAUUUCAAAUGAGCUUUGAAAGGGUUAUUGAUUUCCUUGCUGAACAAUAUACUUAAGAGCCAGCUUCUUUUACUUGAACAAAAUGGGUUUGGUGAGAAUAUUGUCAUCAUUUCUCACCAGUGUCAGUUUGUGUAUCUUGAAAAAUUGUGGCCAGAUUUUCAAAGUUGAUUUUUUUGUUUUUGAUCCUUAUUGGUAUUUCCAAUUUUAAGCCAUUCUGAUCACAUCUAAGUAUAUUAAGCUUCUCUUAUGUUUUUCUUUGUAAACUGACAAAUUUCUUUUUCAGUUCAGUGGUUAAGGCAAAGGCUGUUUUGUAUGUCAUAAUUAAUAACUUGAAAUAGUGGAUGCAUGAAAGUUAUACACCUCUGAUUUUCUUUUAGGCAUUUUCUUUACCUGUGAUUCAGAUUGUACAUGAGACAAUAAGAGAAGCGCUAACUGGCCGGAAGAGCUCCAGACCCACAUCUGCUGCGCCAUCAGAUGGUAUGGACUCAACACUCAGCAAACAUCUAACAAGGAUAAGACAACAUUAUUUAGACUAAGAAUAACAAACAGUGGUUAUUUUGUGGUAUAUUUUGUAGAGACGCUGGAAUAACCAAUCACAGUUAUGAAAUUUGUUUCAUACAUUUAAAAAUUUUACUGAAAACGUUGGUGUUAGUGUUUCUAAUUAAGCAGAAGAAUUUUUUUACUUGAUUCUUCACCUCACAGUAAACAAAUAGAUCAUUCUUUAAAAGAUGACAGGGAGUCAAAUACAUGUGGAUAUGAUCUAAUGCACCAACAUGAAGCUAAAAUUGACAAAAUUCUCAAAAUUGUUAAAAUUCAUAAAUACUAUUUUCAAUCUUAUGAUCUACCAUAUAAUUGCUAUGACCUGACAAUAUGUGUAUAUAUACAUACUGACUGAGAUUUUCUGACUUCACAUGUUAUUUUGUGAGCAAUUUGUUUUUCCAUCUUUAACAGUGCCAACCAAGUUCAAAAUGAAUGUAUUUGAUCGAGAUCAGGACUUUGGUGAGUACCCAUCAACCUGAUGAAUUUGUGCCAGGGAAUAUCUGAAGCUUUACCUGAUGAAUUUGAUCUAGGGAAUAUCCCAAGCUUUUAUGUUUAGUUCAUAGAGACUUCAGACAUUACUUAAUGACAUACACUCCUAAGAUCUCGUUUAUAAUUCUCCUUGCUGUCUGCGAUAUAGUUUUUUUAAUGUUAGAUAGGAGAAUUUUUUAUUGGAUCAUCUACAACUGAUAUAAUCCCCAAAUUGAUAUUUUUCUUAAAGUUUUUUCUCAUCUUUUUUUUCUGCUUGAUACUGUGUUCAUAUGGUAAGGAGAAUUUUUGUCUUAGAAACUCAUCGGAGUUAAAGGGUUAAGUGCUUACAACACAUUUAAGAUUAAUUUACUUAAUGUUUUGAAAUAAAUGUUAAUCCUUUAACCCCUAAGAGUGACUAGGAUCUAAUUUCUCCUUACAAUAUUACCCUUGAAUCACACAUCAAGGUCACAAGGAUAAAGGAAAUGAUCACCAGCUAAAGAAGCUUUUGAUUGUAAGACAAACUCUCAUUGUCAGCAUCUUAGGAAAUGUAUAGAGAACAGUAUGGAGAAAAUGCUUACUGAAACUAGGUUGUAAAAUGUUAAAGAGCAGUCAUUAGAUAGAGGUAAUGAUACUUAAUAUUGAUUUACUUAAAUGAAGUAUAAUCUUGAUUUAAAGGACUGAUGUCAGGCUGUACAAACUGGCAAGAAAAACAAUUUCUUUUUGUGUUUGAAGUUCAGGAAGGUUGACUAAGUGUCAUCUGAUGGCAACUUUUGAAGUCCAUUGUGGUCACCUGAUACUAAACAAAGUUAACAAAUUUCAGUGCCUUUUCCUAACUCCUGUGGUUUGACUUUUUGAAGCUAUUGAUGCCAAAGGUUAUCUGUGUCAGAGUCGCGAUCAUGAUAAGUGGCAAGGAUGCCGUUCUACUUUGGGAGUGAACAAAGGUUUGUAGGGAAGCUGAUAAUUUGAUAAAGAUGAGCUGAUUUUUUUCUCAAAUAAAAGCUGUUUAAACAAAUUAGGAAGUUACAAACAAAUAAAACUUUUCCUGUUUCAAGUGACCCUUUUCAGCUAUUUAAGGAAAGUUGCAAACAUACAUGUAUGUAAGGUUUUUGAGAUACUUCAAGAAGUGAUCUUUCAGUUCUUUCUUGUGAUAGUUGGCAUUUAUCUUUAAAUGUGUUAAUUUGAAUUGGGGGAUGAUUUUCUGAAAAUCUGCCAUCUCAUGAAAUUAACUGUUGCAGUUUUCUAUCUUCUCAGGAAUGUAUUAUUAUGAAGCAACUGUCACAGAUGAAGGACUCUGUCGAGUGGGAUGGGCAACAGACUUGGCUUCACUAAAUCUUGGUACGAUGACUGUUAAUUGAACGAGUUAUUAAGUUAUUAUAAUGAUAUUGUUAGAAUGAAUUAAGUACAUUUUGGAGCUUCAUAUCAUCAUGGAAAUGGGUAGAAGGGUUAUGAAGUGAUAUGAUCACUUGAUUCCCAUCUCUGAGGCCUGGUUUUCAUUUCCAGAUUUGAUUUUACUUGAAUGUGGGAUAAUGUUUGAUGUUUUUCCUUGUUCUUGUAUCUGGGGUUUUACUUCAAAUUCUUUGUUUUUUUUUUCUAUUCCUCAACAAAAACCAACACUAUAAAGUAAUCUUCCACUUGGAAUGAGUGGACUGAGAACUAAUAUGUGGGUGUGCCACUUUUAAAUCAGGUGCUUAUUUUAUUUUAGUUAAUAUUACAGUUGGGGAUUUCUUCAAUGUAAGUUGACCUCACAUGUAGAUAGUUAACAGCUCACAUUUUUCCAAAAUCUUGCUCACUUAGUAUUUCAACCUUUUCUAGAACUGAAGUUGUAAAUUCCUUCUCGUCUUUUUUUCUCUUUUUUUGGUAUCCAGGGACUGACAAUCAGGGGUAUGGAUUUGGAGGCACUGGGAAGAAGUCAUUUGAAAAGCAAUUUAACACUUAUGGGGAGCCAUUUGGAAUUGAGGACACAAUUGGAUGCUAUAUUAAUCUUGACAAUGGUUUUGUGAAAUUUAGCAAAAAUGGUACUUUUUUAUUCUUUUUUCAUUUUUUCUUAAAUGAGAGUUAAGAGGUGGUUAAAAAUGGAACAGUUGAUGAGUUAAUAGCUCCCCUGAGUCACCAAGACAUAAUUUCUCCUUACUAUAUCUAAUAUUGUAUAUAAUAUCAUGCAGGCAAGUAAUGAGAACAGGGAAAAAUGUAAAUUAUGGGAUAACUAAUUGAUCCGAUACCAAAUUCUCCAAACUAGCAAAAGGAGAAUUGUUUGGCAGACAGUAAGGAGAAUUACUUAUGAGAUCUUGGGAGGUACAGGCUGGGUUAACUGCCAAGUGUUGAGUACACUUUUGGGCAGUGCUGUAUAAAUUAUGACUUGUUUCAAGAGAGUGUUACUAAACAAAUUCUGCCUGCAGCUAAGCUGCGAGUUUUCAAAGUUAUUCAUCAUGUUUACAAUAUAUUGAUUCUUAAGCAUAUGAUUUAGUUGCAAUUUAUUUUAAUCUGUUAUUAAUUUUUUUUUUUUUUUUUUUAUUCUGGCAGGUGUGGAUUUUGGCAAGGCAUUUGAAAUUAGUCAAAAUCUUCAAGGAAGCACAUUCUUUGCUGCAGUUGUGUUAAAGGUAACUGAAUAAAUGAAACUCUACUCCUCAUGAAUAUCACGAUCUUAUGACUGGUUAUUCUUAACCCUUUGACUCCCAGAAGUGAUGAACAUGACACUUCUCCCUACAACAUCCAUUCAUUUUUCAGCAAACAAGUAAUGGGAAUAUUCAAACUUAUCAGGUAGAAGUACCAUCUUGAUCUAGCACCAUGUUCUCAUAACUAAUUUACAAGGAAAUGUGUAGCAGCUAGAGGGGAGAAUUAACAAUCAGAUCUUGGGAGUUAAGGGGUUAAUAUAUUGUUAGUGCUUUAUAUUUAACUGAACAAGAAUAUACAAGAUUGGUGUUUGUAUGAAAGUGUUCAUUGGAUAUCUUUAAUUUUAUCGAUCUGAUAACCUCUCAAUUCCUGCAUUCAAUUCUACCUGUAAGUGCGAGUAUUCUCUUAUACUUUCCCACCUUCCCAAUGUUACUUAUCAACUCAUUGUGUUCUUAUUGUCACAUAUUUAUGAAAAGACCCUUUUUUAUUAGAUUUUGACCUGGAUUUGCAUACCUAGACUAACAAUGACUUUCUUUUGGUCAGACCAGUUGAAAAAAAGUGUGUCAAGAAAAAAAUAUUGUUGUUGUUGGAUUUGUUGUUGAACCAUAAAAACAUUUUCUUUGAUUUGCAGAAUGCAGAGCUCUUAUUCAACUUUGGUGAUUCUCCAUUUAAAUUCCCUCCCAGAGUAAGUCCCUUUUACAUUAGCUUUAACUUGUUAAGAAGAAUUUCAAUGCCAAACUGUUAGGCCACAAUAGAGAGAAAUGUCAGAUUUAAACUGACAAGUAUCCAGACAGGAAUCUUUUAUCUACAACAAUAGUCUGUUACUCUGACAUUUAUUCCAGGGUGGAUAUGCAGGACUGUCCAAGGCAUCACCUAGUGCUGUGAGUGCCUCAAACAUCAAUGGAGGUAUGUGGUCUUAAGUUUUUGAAAAGAGAGGGAGACUUCAGACAAAAAGUCAUUUUUGUCUCCACCAUUUUAAUAGUAUGUAUGUAAAAUUGCUUCUUACCAUGAGUCAAGAUACUAAAGAAUUUCAUAACCCUUCCGAAAACUCAAAAUUCAACAACAGAUGCUGUAUAGUAACCUGGAGACAAAUACGAGACGUGCCCAGAGUCAUAAUUCUAUGUAAUUACUACUUAAUAUAUAAAAGAUGUUAAAAUUAUGUGGCCUUAGAGAAAUCUUACACAAUCCUGUGGGAUUCUGUUUUGGAUUUUAACUGGAAAUUUGGCUGAAAAGGCUUGUUGAACUCUGAAAACCAUUAAUACCUGAAAUAUAUCUAGUAUGUACAUUGGGAAUCAGGAAAUGAAAUAAAGAACAGAAACAAGGAAAAAUUAGCAUGAUUGCAUACAGUUAAACUUUUUCCUGGCUAAUCAGCUUGUUUUCAAUUUCAAGAACAAUUAAGUCACAUUCCAGAAACAUUUUUGAUGCUCAGGCUUUUCUGGAUUUCACAGUUUAUGUGCAGAAUAAAUUCUGUUUGGAAUACCAGGCUCAGGGUUAGCUUGCUGGCUGGUGUUCAAUUGCAGUUUCUAAACUUGAAAAAUAUUUGAUUUUUACACAUUUUUGUUUUUGAUAAAAGGAGCAUCAGCCUCAGCAAAGACCAAACCUGGCAAGUUUAAAAACAAGUGUAGUCCAUCAGCUAUUAUAAUGGAGGUAACUGUACUCACUGCUGUCCUUGUUUGCCUUCACCUUGAUUAGUGAACACUGAGAACAUGUGCAAGAGGAUCACUUGAAACCUCUCCCAAUCUCCCUCAAAGACACUACAUUGUGACAUGUCAUAAUCUUUAUGAUAGCAUUAAGCAAACCAUGGGAUUUUAGUUUGAUGAGAAAGAAAAGAACAAAAAAAUGGAAAGGAUGAACCAAAUAAGAAUUGGGAUGAUUGGGGUGGGAGCAGGUUGGAUUGCAAUUAUUGGCAAAUUUGGACAAUCACAGAUAAAUUUCUUAAAAUAUGAUUUAAUUAGCUCUCUGAAGCAAAGUCAAAAGAAGUGAUGCAAAAUGGUUCCUUUAGCCUGCCCUAUUUCUUGCUCUUCCUUAAUUUAUUCCUCUUUCAUUAUCAAUUAAUAUGGAUAAUUAUUUAUGACUAAUAAUGCAAGAAUAUGAGCAAUGGUACAUCAGCUUGGAACAAGUUGUCUUUCUUUAAAUCUUUGCUUGGUUUGCAAAUGCUAUCCAUGCCAGAAAAACAUGUAGAAUUAAUAAACUUGGCUACAAAGCGACAGAAUCAAAUCUAAGAAUUCUUAGAGGGAGCGCAAUUAUUAUCAUGGACUUAUCCUUCUUUCAAGUUAAUUGUCUUCUCUUCCAUCUCCUCAUUAGCCAUCAAGAGAAUUAGCUCAGCAGGUGUGUAUAGUUGAUCAUGAUCAUUCAUUUCUUUUAAAAGAAGUUUUGUUCCAAUAAAGUUUUUAUUCAAUGAUAGUUAUAACAGUAGAAAUGCUCAGGGAAAACUAUUCACUUUGAAUGAGGGGUGAGUUCAUCUCACUUCAUCAGUGUGUGCAUUCAUGAUUUACUAUCAGAGUAAUUAAAAGGAUUGUAAACUUUUGUCUCGGUGCAUCGUUAAGGAACAUAGAUUCUUGCAGAUGGAAACUCAUAAUUAAUACAUUUGUGUUAUCUGUUUAGACCCAUGAUCAGAUAUCACUUUUCAGGAAGCACUUACCAACACCACAAGUCAAGUAGGCUUCCCUGUUAAUUUUUAUAUAUCUGUUUUGAUGAAAUGCCUUGUGAUGUUGUAUUACUGCUGGAAAAACUAGCAAUUCUUGUAACUUUUAGUUAUUCUGACCACAAAUAGUAAUGCAGUCAGACACUAUUGGACUAUCUGACUGAUAUAUCAAACUAUUUGCAGAGAGGUGCUUUUAAUUGGAGGAGAGAAUAUAAAGACGCAAAUUCAGACACUGAAUGAGGGGGUAAGAGUGCACCGAUUACUUUGUAAAGUAAAACCAAAUUAGCAACCACAACAGCCAAGAGUGGUGGUCAUUCUUUCUUUCAACAGCCAAUCAAAACAAAGGAAAAAAUAUCACAUGGAGCCAAUGAGAAUUCAAGCAAAUACAUGUGAAUGGGAAAAGAUUAAUGACAAAGUCAUGUGGACAUAGUUUUGAAUCUGAUUGGUUGAAAGUGCAGCACUAGGUCUCUGGACCAAUCAUGUAGCAAAGUAAAACAAAAGCAAUAUCAAAGCAUUCUAGGAUUACUUUUACAAAUUUAAAGUCUUCUCCCGAGGAAGGUGCACUCUUAGUAAACCUUGUAAGGUAUUUUCACCUGCCUUAUGCCCUCUCCUUGUUUUUUUUCUUACUUGAACUGAAGGUGGACAUCUUGACUGGAACACCAGGAAAGCUUGAGGAUUUUAUUUCAACUAAUAAAGUCAGCCUUUCUCAGGUAAACAUACCCACCUCUUUACUGGAGAAAUAUUUUGUUUUUACCUUUUACAUCUACUGCAUUAUAUAGUCCUCUUCAGGAGUAACUUAUGGAAAGAAUCUUUUUACUUUUUCUGAUGAAAAACUUCCUUGGCUAUACACUAAUUCUCUACUUAGGGUGGCACAAUAAAACGUGUGAGAAUCAAUUACAAUUCUUCACGUUAAAUCUUAGCCGAUCCUUAUCCCUUGUACUUCUUUUGACUAAAAGGUAUUUUUUCAGUGUGUGAAUUGUUAACAAUUUCUGAUUAAAUUCCUUUUCAGGUUCGCUUUUUCAUUUUAGAUGAGGCGGUAAGCAUAUAUGUAUAUAGUCACUCAUUCCUUCAUUAUUUCUUUCUUUCUCUCUAUUUUGUUUUCCUCUAGACUCAAUCUUUCAUUUCCUUUUGUCCCUUCCUUUUAUUUUUUUAUCUUUCAUCUCUUUUCUUUUUUCCUUUAAUCGCUCUUCAUUCAUUUAUUCAUUGCCUUGUUCAGAAUCGUCCAAACUUUCACCUGUUCUUGAUUUGAGUCUACAUCCAUUGGUUCUUUUGUUUAUUAAAAUGGUUUUUUUUUUUUUUAAAUGAUACUUCAAAUGUUGUUCACCUUUUCACUCCCAACUUUUUAUUAGUAAUUCUCCUUUCUGUCUCCCACACAAUUCUUAUGAUUUUAGUUUAGAGAACUUGAUAUUGGAUCAACUAAUAGUCCCCCUUUUGAUAUUUCUCUUUUUUUCUGAUCACCUGUCUGCUUGAUAUUGUACUGAUAUUGUAAGGAGAAAUUCUGUCUUGGACAAUUAUGGGAGUUAAAUAGACUAAAAAGGAAUAAAAGUCUUGCUUAAUGAUACGUGGCCUCGUAAUGUCGGUUUCCCUUUAUUUUGAUCAGGAUGGUUUACUAGCACAGGGAAAUCAAGAGCUAAUCAUGAGAAUCUUUAACAAGAUUCCUAAAAGAAGCCCUGAUGGUAAACGAUUACAGGUACAUUAUCUACUCCUCUGCCUACUUUCAGUUCUUAUUUUGACAGAAGUGAGAAUUGUAAAAGAAAAAAAAACAUUUGCCGGCUGAUGAAUGUAUAAUGAUUCAAUUACUACACGAGGCUCAGCCUAGUGCAGUAACAAGAACUGCAACUCCAUUCUGAAAAGAGCGAGUUUAUUUAUCUGUGACCUGAUGAAAAAAUAAAAUGCUUUUACCUUUUUCAACAUGGUAACAAAGCUGAUUGCUGUGCAUUGAAAUAGGGAGGGUUUUUUGAAUGAGAAAUAAGGGCAAAUUCGGCGAAAAGUUUUCGGUUAUCAAUAGCUGCAGUUCAAACAGCGAUGGAUUCCAAGUUGGAAUAAGCGUUCAAAGUAAAUAUAAGAUUGUCUAAACAUAACAUUAUCCUUCAAAGAGCAUGAAAUGUACGGAAAGAGAUAUAAAAGUAUUGUAAGUAAUUAACGCAAUGAAAUCAUACGUCAUAGGUCAUAAACGCACUCUGGUCAACCAGUGAGGAAUUAAAAAUUUCUUUCUUAGAAAUUUUACUUCUAUCUCAGGGGUUGUUUUCCGUUGCGUGCUAAAAUGAUAGUACUUGUUUCAUUUUGUUUGACAGAUGAUCGUGUGUUCGGCAACCCUUCAUUCUAUAGAAGUGAAAAAGUUAGCUGUAAGUACUUUUCCCUUUUCAUUCAAUUUACUUCUCAGUUUUACGCGGAAGUUUUUCCUCUUUUAAUUUUCCAACUAUCGUAGUUAUAACUUUAGGUUGAUGAAAAAAAAUUGAUUUUUCCCCCAAGUUUUUGCACUUAUCCUCACCUUGAUAACAAGCCGCUGAAGAUAAAAUGCGCCCGCGCUCCUCCCCUGACGGCAUUCUUUGGCAGAUACUGAGCGUCUAUAUUUCCUAAAUGCUUCCACCUGAGUACCAGUUUUUGAAGGUCUAAAAUGUCCUAAGUACAUUUGAAUUUAAAAUGAUGCAAUGACAGCUUGCUGAAGUCGAUCAUUAUUACAAGUUAUGUCGUAAUUGGUGGCUCGUAUGAGAAGCUACGCUUACCGUCAUGUUUACUCUUCAUACUGAAAUAUAAUUUUCUCUCUCAGGAUAAAAUUAUGCAUUUUCCAACUUGGGUGGACCUCAAAGGAAAGGAUGCUGUCCCAGAGACUGUUCAUCAUGUGGUAAAUAACUAAGAACAGGGCUCGUUAAACCCUUUAGCUCCCAGACCAAAUUUGUAAUUCUCCUUACUGUCAACCAUACAAUUCUUAUAAUGUCAGUUCAGAGAAUUUAGUAUUGGAUCAACUAAUUAUCCCCAAAUUGAUAAUUUUCGUUAUUCUCAUCACUUGUCUGGUUGAUGUUGCAUUGAUAUUGUAAGGAGAAAUUCUGUCUUGGUCACUCAUGGGAGUUAAAGGGUUAAUAACGAUGCUCUUUAUUUGGGGCAAUUUCUCGUUCUCAUCACUUUGCUCCCCUCUAUUCACAUCGCUUGUUUGUGUGUAUUCUCUUUCGCAGCUGUUUUUUGGAUGUCACGCAAGCUCACCCCGCUCUUGGAGUGAGCGUUACGUGACAUCCCAAAGAACGGCUGCAAAGGAGAACGGUCUACGUGACGGUGUUCACGAAACGCAAGUGAAAUAGAGGUAAUUUUUGGAAAUUAAGGGAUGAAGAGGCUCAGAUCUUCUGUUAUUUUCCUACUUUUUUUUUCAGUUCUGUCGUGUGGAUCCAAGGGUGGACACUUCAUGGCAACAACUCAAAUCUGCGGUUAAGGUUUGUUAUGUAAGAUUUUUACUGAGACCUUAUCCACUAGUGCUGACUUGUAGCUUCUAUUUCUUAACAAAAGUUAUAAUUCUACGUCUGUCCGUGUGCAUGUCUAAAGUCUGUACUGAAAUUUCAGAGGAAAACAAUUUAAGUUGUCAAAGUUUAAAUUAUGUCCGACCUAUGGCCACGCGGGCUGUACGGUCCACCACACACGCGUGUACAAAACUUAAGUUCCCACGCGCCUAGAAAUGAGGUGUUUCUCCUGCUUUCAUAUUUACUUUAUACUUAAACUGUCUUGAUCUUACAGACUGAUGGAAUUCAUGCAGAGGACAAAACAAAGUCAGGCAGUCAGAGCCAAGGCAAGAGAAUUGUAAAAUUUCCGUGUAGGAAUUGAGCGAUGUAACUUUGUAAAUUAUGAGCAAUUUUCUUCUUUCAGAAUCCUUGUCUGAAGCAGUGAAGAUUUUGAAGGUUGGUUACCUCGUUAAAGCUAUCCAGGAACAUAAAAUGGACCAGGCCAUUAUUUUCUGUCGCACAAAACUGGAUUGUGACAAUGUGGAAAGAUAUUUGAUAGACUUGGGCGGAGGUGAGUGAAUUCCUUUUAUUUAUUUCAAACUCUCGGGCUUGUGCAGUGUUUGACCGCUGUGUUGCCUAUUUUACUCCUUACCUCCGUCUGUUUGGCUUGCGAGCAGACUCUCGUGUUGGGUUAUGCCUUAAGCCCCCCCCCCCGUUUUUGCAGGUACAGCUGCCUAUUAACCCUUUUACUCCCAAGAUCUCACUAGUAGUUCUCCUUACUGUCUGCCGCACGACUCUUGUGAUGUUAAUUUGGAGAAUUUGGUAUUGGAUCAACUUGUAAUCCCCUAAUUGAUAUUUUUCUUCAUUCUCGUCACUUGUCUGCUUGAUAUUGUAAGGAGAAAUUCUGUCUUGGUCACUCAUGGGAGUUAGAGGGUUAAACAAUUGACAGCAGCCUAUGGAAAAAGUUAUUGAAACCCCAGCUUUUUACGUAUCGUUGUUGUGUAAACAUUGACAGCGUGGUAACUAAUUAUUUUGCUAUGAUUUUAGAGUUACUGUGGUUUUUUCCUUGAAAGCUCAAGUUUUGAUUCGUUUGUCUGUGAAGCCUGUUCCAGGCGUUUAGUCGGCACAGGGGGUAUGAUUGCAACACAAAGAGAAAGAGGAGGGAGAUAAUCACGACCCGUUCCCAAUCCCCUUCUCUUUACUCGACUCUUCGACUCUUUCUUCGCCUGAAAAAGGCUUGUUGUUGAUGUUAUUUUUAAGCACAAAAAAGUUGUUGUUGUUGUUGUUUGACAAGAGGUUGUUUCAGCGUCUUGCUUACUGAGUUUCUCCAUUCUUACUCAGGUCCAAAUGCCAUGGUCAACGAGUAUUCAUGUGUGUGUCUCCAUAGUGACCGACCUCCAAAGGAAAGAAAGGCAAACUUAGAGUCGUUCAAGGUAACAGAAGCCGAUUAGAAAAGAUGAAAUACAGAGUUGAUUUUUUGGAUUCCUCAAUUAAAGGGCCAUUAGGUAUGGCGUAUUUGAAUUUUUAAUUACUUUUUACGCGUAGGAUGGCGAGGCAAGAUUCCUUAUCUGCACUGAUGUGGCAGCGAGGGGUAUCGAUGUAUCUGGUGUACCUUUUGGUAAGUAUAUAAUGUCCCAUCAAUUCUAAAUACCUCUAUUUUGUUGUUUUUGUCAUGUUGUUCUUGGUUUGUUUAUUUGUUUGUUUUUGUCUCUUCUGUCAGUCGUGAAUGUGACAUUUCCGGACGAUAAACAAAACUACGUGCAUAGAAUUGGAAGAGUAGGAAGAGCACAAAGGUAAGUUAAAACUUAGUAAGUUAAGACUAACAAUCGGUUGGAAACAUCUCUUGCAUUCGAUAUCAGGCGAGCUUCGUGCCUAUUACCUCCCAGUUAGAGACGAACUGGGAAGGAAGGGGAUAGUGCUGAUGGAAUUAAAGCGCUCAGAACAGUUAAGAUGAAUCUGUUAUGAACAGAUAUGGUGUGAAGGCGGUACAGCUUUGUGGUUCAAGGGGUUUAAUCGCAGUCUAAGGUUCAAAUCCAUACUGUUUCCAGUUUAUCUCCGCUGCUUGUUUUCCUCCCACUAGUGUAGACUUGUCCAUCCAUACAUGAGCCGAUCAGUCAGUAAGUCAGCUAAUUAGGUAAGUAGUCAGGCAGUCAGUCGGGCACGAAGGCCUACAGUCAGGCAGGUAGUCAGGUACGAAGGCCGGCAGUCAAGCAGGCAGUCGAGCAGACAGUCAGUUACCUUUGAGCCAACUGUUUUGACGUACUGUGUAAACCUUUCUCCGUGAUUCUGCUACUUCUAACAUGGAGACUUGAACCUAGCCUUUUUUUUUUGUCUUGUAGGAUGGGUCUGGCUAUUUCACUAGUCUCAGAAGUUAAAGAAAAGGUAGUAAUACGCUUGCUACUGAAUUAUUCAUGUAACAUGGGAAUUAGUUUUUAAAAAUGUGCGCCAUCGGCAGACAGUUUAUGUCAUAUUUUUCUACUAAUAGUAGCAAAAUAUGGGCACGAUCGGGUUGGUGACUGUGACCAGGUCAUUUGUUGAAUCCUUGUUCGCGUGCUCUCCAGGUAUGGUAUCACACUUGUCCCAAUCGUGGUAAAGGAUGCUCUGACACACGGCUUAGGGAUCAAGGGGGCUGUGCAAUAUGGUACGACGAGAAAGAGGUAAAUAUUAAUACAGUCUUUUCGCACAUCUCAACUUGGUUUUACACCAUUUCCGCUUAGAGGGUGACGCCUUUGACCUCUUCACUUGUACAGGACGACGUAGUGCACUUAUCAAUGAUCUCAAAGACGGAACGCUAGCUAGGAGGCCAACUACAUGUCACUUCGAUUGAGAAAUUUGGAGAGCAUAGAGUAUCUAACCUCUCAAACUAUGAGGCGAGCGGCUAGCCACUGGCUAAAUUUUGGUUGUGGUAAUCCGGACAAACCCCGGCCCAUAAUGCAAUUGUGUCUGUUAUCUUCUCUUAUUUUCGUGGGGGUCUUCUCUGUCACUCUUUCGCCCAUCCUGUUCUCUCUCCUAAGACCGUGAGCAAACCCAUCCCCGUGGGUCUCUCUGCACUAGUUCCUUAUUCAACAUACUGCUCCUCCAUUUGUGAUUAAGUCAAGCGCUAUACAAUUGUAAUUCUGUGUACCUAUAAUUUUUUACCAUUGAUUACCGGAAGUCAGUAAAACUUACACAGCAGGAAUCUGGAGCCCUGCUCAGUGAACCGAAACUCUGGUCCGAAAGGAGUUUGUAUUAGGUCAAUAAGUUUGAAAAAAUGUAGAAGAACGAAUAAAGAAAUAUAUGCGCAUUUCUCGGUCGCUCUUACUAACGAGGCAAUUCUCUUUCUAAACAGUCUGGUAUCGACACGAGUGUCAGUUUUGAGUGUUCGUUUAGGUAUUUGUGAGAUAGAAAUUUACUUAAGGGUGGGAUAGUGUUCUAUCUUUGCCACAGCUGAGAUGAUUGCCUUAGGGUGGCUAGCAGGGGUAAACCCUUCACUUGGAUGGCGUAAUAUUUCUUUUGGGGGUGAUAAUCUCUUUUUUUUAGUUUUAAUAGACACUUUCAUUUUUCUUCGGCAUAGUAUCUCGCAGACGUGGAGGAUCAUCUAAAAGAGACGAUCUCUUGUAUUGAACCCAACAUGAAAGUUCCUCAUAACGAGUUUGAUGGUAAAGUAACUUACGGCAAGAAACGCCGUGCAGCGGGUAAGUGUCAUCUUUAAUAAUUUCUUUUGUAACACACGUUCUUAAAUUUCAACGUGCUUAUAGGGUGAGAGCAGAUCAGUUUAUUCUCACCGCGGGCUCAGAGCGAUUUUUCUUAGUUAAAAAAAUUUCCAAGCGGUUCCUUUGGUACCGCAAACUAUAGGCCAUUACAGCAAUGUCUAAAGCUUCUUGUCUUAAAACGAAGCAAGAGCGAAGCUUUUGAUUUGGAUAUUAAUUUUCAUCCCUACACACGUGAAACUAAUUUUCCGCAAGAAAUAUGCAGAAAGAUGUCAUUUGUUGCUAUUCGUUUGUUAGGAUUCAUCUUUGAGUCGCACACCGCUGAACUUGCACCCUCAGUUAGGGAACUGGCAGAAAUGGAGUACAAGGCGCAGACGUCCUUUUUAACUUUACAGCACAAACAGUGGAUGAAACACUAAGAUACUCUGAUUAUUAGUCUACGAUACACUGCCUGAGAUACACUGUGUUUGCCUUGAAGUACUCCCCACUUCAGUCGUACUUAAAAAUACAUGGAGUGUUCAAGUUGGGGAAAGUUUGAAUCGCACAGCUCGAAAUUAACCAGAGGAAAAUAGAGACAUUUCAUACAGAGCUUGAAAUACUUAAAAAAAUUAAAAUACUUCAAAUACACCACAGUUUAUCUGGAAACCUACCCCCCUUUAUCGAUAGAGCUUAAAAUACUUCUUUGGGAAGCCUGAUUUGAGAUCGCGGCGGAGAAACUGUUGACAUUGGCCUUGUGAUAUAGCGUAGUGUUGAAUCUCUUAAAGCAGGUUUUACUGGUC